Dermacentor silvarum is the source of this 2821-nucleotide messenger RNA. It is a transcript of the gene Vps24, whose product is annotated as charged multivesicular body protein 3. The transcript has 6 exons. Lineage: Eukaryota; Metazoa; Arthropoda; Arachnida; Ixodida; Ixodidae. Bases 158 to 823 code for a protein of 221 amino acids. Gene Ontology annotation, biological process: late endosome to vacuole transport; endosome transport via multivesicular body sorting pathway; protein transport. Gene Ontology annotation, cellular component: multivesicular body; ESCRT III complex. The record is from RefSeq and is a predicted model, not a curated record.
GGUAUAGACCUACUUCCUGUGUUAUGUUUGCUUACUGCUGCAGCAAUAGUACGGUAGCACUGCUGGAGUAAAGUUCGUAUACCAACUAUCAACCGCUGCAACCAUAGGUAGAAAUGUCCAUGUGAAUGCAUCAAAAUUAAAGUGUUUUGAGUAGCUAAUGGGACUGUUUGGGAAAACACCAGAGCGAUCGCCGAAAGAACAGGUGCGAGAAUGGACUUCAAAGCUGAGAAAAGAAGGGUACCAGCUGGAUCGCCAAAUCAGAGCUAUUCAGAGACAAGAAGAAGGUGUCAAGAAAUCUUUGAAAGAGGCCGCAAAAAAGAAUGACAAGGAGGUGUGUCUUAUCCUGGCGAAAGAGGUGCUUCGUGCUCGAAAGGCUAUCAAUCGGAUCCACGCCUCCAAGGCACAGUUGAAUUCCGUCGUUAUGAGCAUGAACCAUCAGCUCGCUACCCUUCGGUUGGCUGGCUCAAUGCAGAGAAGCACUGAAGUUAUGAAGAGCAUGCAGCAGUUGAUCAAAGUGCCCGAAGUAGCGCAGACGAUGCGAGACCUGUCGAAGGAAAUGCUGCGAGCAGGAAUAAUAGAAGAAAUGCUGGAUGACACAAUGGAAGGCCUUGAUGACCAGGACGACUUGGAGGAAGAGGCACAGGAGGAAGUUGACAAGGUCUUGUGGGAGCUGACUGCAGGCCAGCUUGGCAAGGCUCCAACUGCAGUUACAGAAUCUUUGCCAUCAGAAGACAUCCAAGAAGCUGGUCCAUCCUCUGCAGUAGUAGAAGACGAAGAUGACGUGACCAAGAUGCAAGAGCGAUUGCAGGCCUUACGGAGCUGAAGUGCAGCCAGCCAGUGGCUUGUACACCAAGUACGGUUGUUAUCAGCGUUUGCUAUGCCAUUAUAGUUGCAAUGUUCCUUGUUUCCCCGCUUGUUGGCAACACGCAAACUUGUACAGUCUCUUUGUGCCUCCUCAGGAUGGCAGUGUCUGAAACUUGGAAUUGCAUGUUAAACCCAUUAGUUGUCACACAUAGAAAACAUUGCAUGGUUCUGGGCAAUACAGCAUUGUUUGAUAAUGUCAAGGCCACGUCAAGAUCCCACUCAGCUGUUGUCACACCUAUUUGUUUAUGCACUCUUACAUCAGAAAAGGAGAACCAAUUGGCAAUAGCCACGUACUAUCAGCGUCAAAUGAAACUUGAACAGCGGAGCGCGUGGCGCAAGCAUAACUGAAGGUAUAGUGUGCGCUAUCCAGUCAUCACCAGCGCACAACCGGUUCGGACGCUGCGCGAGAUAUUUUCGUUUCUGUUCUGGUUCUUAUAUUUGAAAGGGGGAAAACAAAAGCUAAAAUAUUGCAGUAUUGUCGCACGAUUCGCCGAAACCAUAAGUGCUAUCGGCGUCAAAUGAAACACAAACAGCGGUACGCGUGGUGCAGUUUGCACCAUCAUCAUUAGAGAUAGUACAUUCGCUGAUGUGGUUUGCCGCUGGUGCGCCACAUUCAUUCUUAUGAUCCACAAAACUGCGCAGCGCAGUAUCGGUGGCGACUGUGGCCGGCGUGGGCGCAGUGCGACCAAACUGGAUGUGCGAGCCUGUCAAUGGUGAUGACUGGAUGGCGCACACUUUAUCGUCACUUAUGCUUGGGCCACGCGCUCCGCUGUUCAAGUUUCAUUUGAAGCUGAUAGUACAGCUGCAUAGGUUAAGUGCAUUGUUAAUUUGUUAUAAACAUGGAAGCAGCUCAGUUUGUGAUGUCUGUUUUCAAGACUGGGCUGUUUCUAGGCAAGGUCAGGCAACCACACCUGGUCAUUAUAUUUUAGUGAUCAUAAGAUUGAUGGAUGCAGCAGAUAUUGUGUGGAAAUGUGACGCUCUUUCCUUUCGCCUGUCUUUUUCUUGGUGUGUCGAGUCUUUUCGCUGUAUGAAGAAAUGUGAACAGUUAUUAAAGGAAAGAGCACAGGUGUGGCAGUGUUUCACAAAAUGUUAAAGGCAUGUUGUACAGGAGCUUAUCGUCUGUUUGUAGUGAUGCUAUAGUUGUGGUCAAGCACAGAAAUCAACUGACAAGGGACAGCCUAGAGCAAAGGCUUUCGGCACCGACCGCAGUGCCAGAACUCGGCAGGGCAUUCGUGACAUUGCAUAUCUCAAUACAAGGGCCACCCAGUCAAGCUCAAGUUAUGCUUUAUCUUUCUAAAUUUCUAAACUGUGAGGCAAUCAUGGACUGCCCAUCAUUCCCACCUACUUGCAAAUCCUGUGCACACUAGCACCAGAAUUGCCUUUAGUCAUUCAUGCAGAAACUAUGGUGACAAGUGCUGCAGCUGGCCAUCCAAGUCAGCCAGGCUUAUUCACAUGCAUUUGGCUUCUAGAUUUGCCUUCACUGGCUUUUCCUAUGUUGAUGUUCAACAUGGUUGCUUAUGUAUGCAAGUGUUUCAUUGGUGAAAGUACAGCACUGCAUCUAUCACUAUCUUUACCCCAAUGUUUCAAACUCUACCCCAAGAAUGAGAAAGGGAAACCACAUUAUAAUACAACAGGGGGUGUUGAGGCUUCAAGAGGCUUUAACAUAUGUGGUGCUCCCCUGAACCCAACUUGCUACUAGCCGACCUUCCCUCCCAAGCAUAGGUACUGCCACAGCAGGGCAACACAAAUUGUAUUUGUUAGAAGGCCCCAACUGCUGUUAAAGAAUCUUUGCCAUCAGAAGACAUCCAAGAAGCUGGUCCAUAGUCUGCGGUAGUAGAUGUUAAUAUUCAUUUCACCCAUUGCUAGAGUUAAAAACGUUUGCUAAUAUAUUGACAAUGGACAGUUGUCCAUUCUGCACAGACUUCUGCACUGCUAAAUAAAAUAUGCCUUCAAUGAA